Theobroma cacao (cacao) is the source of this 1124-nucleotide messenger RNA. RefSeq lists its product as uncharacterized. The record is from RefSeq and is a predicted model, not a curated record. Gene Ontology annotation, cellular component: nucleus. Gene Ontology annotation, biological process: response to wounding; regulation of jasmonic acid mediated signaling pathway; regulation of defense response. NCBI's taxonomy places the organism in Eukaryota, Viridiplantae, Streptophyta, Magnoliopsida, Malvales, Malvaceae.
UGUCGGCCAAAUGAUUGCAGCCUACACAGCUGCAUGAAAUAGCAUGGACUCACUUGCAUCUACAUAAAAAGUUAAAUUCAUUUAGAACCCAUCGAAAGCCUGCUCCCAUCAUCAUCAUCAUCCCCAAUUCCUCAUGGCGUUAUUUCCAAUCUUUCUCUUUAUAUGAACCCAGCUGAAUUCCUUCAGUAAUAUUCCUUGUUAGUAAGUAGUAAGAGAAGAAGUAGACAGCUGACUUCUGUUCAGCUCGAAGAUGGAAGAUAUAGCAGCAGCAGAUGCUGGAUUUGAGCAUAAGAAGAAAGGGUGGAAGCAAGCAAAUGACAUGUCUCAGACGACCAUUGAUUUGUUCAGGAAAUAUCUUCUGUCAAAACCUCAGGACCACAACGUUGGUAAGACCAACGAGGAAGAAUCAGAAGCCUUGAAAAAGAAGCUUCCACCUCGACCUCUUAUCCCUUUAUUGCCACCUAAGUUUGCCUCUGACAAAUUUUCUCGACUCCCCACUUCUUUUCUGCAACAAGAAUCACUCCCAGGAAUCAGGUGCGACGAAAUACGAACAAGUUCAACUGGUGUGGUGUCCUCGAAAGCACAGCUAACGAUUUUCUAUGCCGGGGUUAUCAACGUGUAUGAUAAUGUUCCAACUGAUAAGGCCCAAGCCAUCAUGCUUCUGGCUGGAGAGAGCUCCUUGUCGAAGCCUAUUGCAAAUGAAAAGCCCCAAACCGACGCAAAAACACCACUUCCUCCACCCAACGUGGAAUCUUCUUGCAAGCUACAAGCAGACCUUCCAAUUGCAAGAAAAAUUUCACUCCAGCAUUUUCUUGCAAAACGCCGUCACAGGAUAGGAAACAAUUCUCCCUACGCACCAGCUGCCAACAAAGAUGAAGAGAAGGUGGACAAUAAUGAGCUAAAAUUAGAGAAUAAGAAUUCCAAAGACAAUAAUCACAGCAUUUCGCUUUCGCCAUUACCUUCAAGAUUAGGAUACUUUUUACCUGUAGCAGCUAACAGGGGUUGCCAGGCUUAGUACUAAGCGUAGUUAUUAAUAUUUAUUUCUAACAUUUUAAUGUUAAUUAUGCACUAUUUAUGUAAACUUGAAAGUGCUUCUAAAAUUGUACACAAUUUUAUUUUUUUUC